Camponotus floridanus (Florida carpenter ant) is the source of this 1065-nucleotide messenger RNA. Its product is annotated as glyceraldehyde-3-phosphate dehydrogenase. NCBI's taxonomy places the organism in Eukaryota, Metazoa, Arthropoda, Insecta, Hymenoptera, Formicidae. The transcript is spliced from 7 exons. Gene Ontology annotation, molecular function: NADP binding; NAD binding; oxidoreductase activity, acting on the aldehyde or oxo group of donors, NAD or NADP as acceptor. Bases 1 to 1065 code for a protein of 354 amino acids. The record is from RefSeq and is a predicted model, not a curated record. Gene Ontology annotation, biological process: glucose metabolic process.
AUGGCAGUUGUAGGAAUUAAUGGAUUUGGUAGAAUAGGAAGAAUGUGUCUUCGCGCUUGCUUAGAAAAGCGCAUUGAGGUAAAAUUAAUCAACGAUCCAUUCCUUACAACCGAACAUAUGAUAUAUCUUUUUAAAUACGAUUCUACUCACGGAUCGUAUCGUCUACCUUUGGAAUGUGAUGAAGAGUUUAUAGUUAUCGGUGAGAUAAGAAUUGCUACAUCGCAAGAAAAGCACCCGAAGAAAAUACCGUGGAAAAAAAUGGGAGUAAUAUAUGUAAUAGAGGCUAGCGGAGCAUUUAUAACAGUAGAAAACGCAAAAUUCCAUAUCGAAGGUGGCGCAAAAAAAGUUAUUAUCACUGCGCCGUCAUCUAAUGCACCAAUGCUCGUUUUUGGAGUCAAUCAUAUGUGCUACAACCCUAAGGAUGACGAAAUCGUUUCUGCUACAUCCUGCACUACAAACUGUGCAGCUCCAAUUGUCAAAAUUAUGCACGACAACUUUGAAAUUCUCGAUGCAAUGAUAACUAGUAUACACGCGGUGACAGCAUCUCAAAAUACCUUGGAUGGUCCAAUAGAGAAGUGUCGGUCUACCACAUUAUGGAGAGACGGCAGAGGCGCUCUCCAGAAUAUCAUUCCGACUGCAACCGGCGCCGCCAAGUCAUUAGCCAAAAUUAUUCCCGAACUCAAGGGCAAAAUCUCAGCCAUAGCGUUUAGAGUACCGAUCUCUAACGUUUCAUUAUGCGACAUGACAUUCAGAGUUAAUAAGCCGACAACGUAUGAAGAAGUGAAAGAAGCGAUGAGAGAGGCAUCCAAAGGACAGCUAGAAAAUGUGCUGGGAUACACGGAAGAUGAUUGUGUGUCGUCGGAUUUCAAUCACACUACCUAUUCCUGUGUGUUCGAUGCUAAAGCAGGCAUUCCGCAGACUAGUACUUUUAUCAAGAUUGUUGCCUGGUAUGAUAAUGAAUACGGUUAUGCAUUUCGUAUAGCCGACCUGAUUCAAUACAUGUACAACGCCGAUCGCGGUAAUAUUCCUGUAACUGGACAAGCUAUCGAGCAUGGUGAUUUUUAA